Staurois parvus is the source of this 372-nucleotide messenger RNA. The record is from the annotation of a GenBank genome assembly. Lineage: Eukaryota; Metazoa; Chordata; Amphibia; Anura; Ranidae.
AUGAAAGCGGGAACACAUUGCAGCACUGCUGGAUGGGGAGUCACUGAUAUAAAACACCCAAAACUAUCAGAUGUCCUUCGUGAGGUCAAUCUGACCAUUGUCACUAAUAACACAUGCAGCAAAGCAUACAGUAAAGCUACGAAAAAAGUAAUAAUAACCAGCAGUAUGAUAUGUGCGGGACCACUUAAAAAGCGCAAAGAUGACACUUGCCAGGGUGACUCUGGAGGACCAUUGAUCUGCAACAACAAGUUCACAGGCAUUGUUUCCUUUGGGAAUAAAUGUGGAAAUCCCAAAUUCCCUGGAGUCUACACUCGCCUGACAAACAAAUAUCUCAACUGGAUCAGAGAAGUCACUGGAGGAGCUUCAUUCUAA